Aspergillus oryzae RIB40 is the source of this 1932-nucleotide messenger RNA. RefSeq lists its product as uncharacterized. The coding region runs from base 1 to 1932 and encodes 643 amino acids. The record is from RefSeq and is a predicted model, not a curated record. Lineage: Eukaryota; Fungi; Ascomycota; Eurotiomycetes; Eurotiales; Aspergillaceae. The transcript has a single exon.
AUGUUGCUUGGUACACUCCUCUCGCUGGCGGCCGUCGUUGCCGGCGCUGCCAUCCCCAACGGCCAGACGCUUUCUCUCAAUGAAAUUCCUUACUAUGUGAGCGGCAUUCCUGUGUCCACUUUGCAAGGGUACAACGCCUCUGCAUACGCCGCUUUGACAGAGGGAAUAGAUUUGGUGCCAUUAACCGUCAUUCCUGUAACUCCUACCACGAACUUGGAGUCGCUGCUAUCGGACUAUGUUGAACGCGAUGAUGUCUUCCAGCCUGCUUUUCUGCGUGCAGUCUAUCUCACAGCUUCCAGUGCUGAUGACAUUGCCUCCCAAGUGAGCAAUUCUGCGUCAAUUCUCAAGUCUUCGGGCACCGACAUGCUGCUGGUUGAUUCGGAAGUACACACCGCUUCGUCAAAUUCCACAAUCGCAGCCCAGUUGACCAAAGAGCUGCCGAGUGGGCCUUAUUUUGUCUCCUUGUAUACUGGAGAGGUGUUUAAAGCGUACCGGUUGUACCCUGACGACAACCUAGCUUUCAUUCAAGCAGGAAUCAGUGACGAGAAGGGAGGCGUCCUGCCCCUACCAGCCGUGACAGAAAACGCGAUGACCAAAGACGUUGCCGUGCCUUCACGUCUCUAUUAUACACCGACCGCAGAAAAACCAUUGGCCGGUCUGAGAUUGGGUGUCAAGGAUAUCUACCAUGUUAAAGGUCUCAAGACGAGUGGCGGCAGUCGCUCCUAUUAUUAUUUAUACGGAACUCAAAAUGUCACUGCCCCAUCUGUUCAGAGGCUCUUGGACUUAGGCGCGGUCUUCGUCGGCAAAACUGGGACCGUUCAGUUUGCUAACGGUGAUCGGCCUACUGCCGACUGGGUGGAUUUCCACUGUCCGUUCAACCCACGCGGAGAAGGAUAUCAGGCACCUAGCGGUUCCUCCUCCGGCUCAGGUGCGGCUAUUGCAGCCUACGACUGGUUGGACCUUGCUGUUGGUAGUGACACUGGCGGUUCGAUGCGGUCCCCAGCUGCAGUUCAAGGAAUCUAUGGCAACAGGCCAUCCACUGGCGCUAUCUCUCUAGAUCAUGUCUUGCCUCUCUCACCGGCUCUGGAUACAGCAGGUGUUUUUGCCCGAAGUGCCUCGCUAUGGUCCCGUACUGUGCAAGCUUGGUAUCCUCAUUUUCGGCACAAUUUUACGUCCUUCCCUCGGCAGCUGCUCCUAGCUGGCGGUGGAUGGGAUGGUAAAGGCAUCAGUCCCGAGGCCCAUCAGAGUCUUACAACAUUCACACGUGGGCUCGAGGCAUUCCUCGGAACGAACCAUACCAAUGUCGACGUGUCGCAGCGAUGGCUUGACACACAAUCUCCCACCACACCAAGCCUGGAGGAGAUGCUUAACCUAACCUAUGCCACACUUACUUCUGUGGAUCAGUUCAACCACCUAGCCGUCCCUCUCUUUGCUAACUAUAAAGCAGUCCACCGCGGUCGUCAGCCUUUCAUUAACCCUGGCCCAUUAGCGCGUUGGCAGUGGGGCCAGGCCAAUGGCGGAAACACCUCGUACGAGGUGGCUCUGCGCAACAUGACUACUUUCCGGAGCUGGUGGGAGAAGUCCGGAUAUGGUCAGUCCGAUGAUGCCUCCUGCUCCAAGUCGCUCUUUGUUAGUGUGUACUCGGUCGGCACAACUGACUACCGUAACCAAUACUACGAUGCGCCCACCACACCACCACUGGGAUUCUCGAUCGGACGCAUCGCGGUAUUAGGUGGCGCACCUGAGGUUGUUGUUCCUGUUGGAGAGUCUCCAUACAACAGUACUAUCUCGUUGCAGACCGAGUAUUUGCCGGUCAGUGUUGCGCUGCAAAUGGCGCGAGGAUGUGACCAUGUUCUGGCUUCCUUGGUCGCUGGCCUCGAGAAGAAGGGGGUCCUCCGACCUGUUAGUACCGGCUCUCGGCUGUAUUCCUAA